AUGCCGAAGACAAACUGGCUGAAAGUGCUUGUCAUCCUGGCACUGCCAGCAACAGCCCUCGUCUACUUUGCUCAGCUUCACAUUUGUGACGGCCCCCGGCAGGUGGAGCCAGCCCAGACGCACGUCCUCGUCCUCUCCUCUUGGAGGUCAGGGUCUUCCUUUGUGGGCCAGAUCUUCAGCCAGCAUCCCGACGUCUUCUACAUGAUGGAGCCAGCCUGGCACGUGUGGGCCACUAUGCAGCAAAACAGCGCCAAGGCACUGCAGAUGGCCGUUCGAGAUCUUGUCCGGUCUGUCUUCAAGUGUGACAUGUCCGUCUUUGAUGCUUACAUGUCCGAGCAGAGGAACCAAACAGCCCUGUUCCAGUGGGAGGCCAGCCGGGCCCUGUGUUCUCCCCCCGCAUGCAGCUCUUUCCAGCGCAGUGACAUCAUCUCUCAAGGUGCCUGCAAGACCCUCUGUGGCAAGUACCCCUUCCUCAAGGUGGCGCAGGCCUGCAAGACCUACAGUCACGUGGUCCUGAAAGAGGUCCGGUUCUUUAGCCUCAGAGUGCUCUACUCUCUCUUGGAUGACCCUUCCUUGAACCUCAAGAUCAUUCACUUGGUCAGGGAUCCCCGGGCUGUCUUCCGCUCCCGUGAGCACACAGCAGGCGAACUGGCCCGAGACAGCAGCAUUCUGAUGGGGCACCAGCGUGGGCAGAAGGGAACGGAGCCUUAUGCCGUGAUGCGGGAGAUUUGCAAAAGCCACCUGGAGAUUUAUGCCCAAGGCAGCUGUGGCCUUCCUGGCCUCCUCCACGGACGUUACCUGUCGAUGCGCUACGAAGAUAUUGUCCGGGAUCCCCAGGCCAUGGUUGCCCAGCUGUACAGGUUCGCAGGUCUCCGCUUCACUCCCCGCCUCCAGGCCUGGGUGCACAACAUCACCCACGGGCAGGGCCUGGGCACAAAGGCCUUUGACGUUGGGGCCCGGGAUGCAGUGAAUGUCUCCCAGGCCUGGAGGAAGACCCUACCUUAUCCCAAGGUGGCAAAGCUCCAGGAGGCAUGCAAGGAUGCCAUGGGGGUUCUGGGCUACAGGAUGGCAGCAUCGGAGGCAGAACAGACAAACCUGUCACUGGACCUCUUGCAGACUCCGCUGCUGUCCCUUGCCCCGCCAGGAAACCAACAGAGCUCCGAAGGGCCGUCUCCCGCUGCAGGCCGCUGGAGCUUCCAGAACCAGGACCUGCCAUGCCAGGCUCUGCUACGGGCAAGAACCCGGUAG
This is a messenger RNA of Heteronotia binoei (common prickly gecko), 1248 nucleotides long. RefSeq names its product carbohydrate sulfotransferase 4 (gene CHST4). The transcript has a single exon. Gene Ontology annotation, cellular component: Golgi membrane. Lineage: Eukaryota; Metazoa; Chordata; Lepidosauria; Squamata; Gekkonidae. The coding region runs from base 1 to 1248 and encodes 415 amino acids. Gene Ontology annotation, molecular function: N-acetylglucosamine 6-O-sulfotransferase activity. The record is from RefSeq and is a predicted model, not a curated record. Gene Ontology annotation, biological process: N-acetylglucosamine metabolic process; carbohydrate metabolic process; sulfur compound metabolic process.